CUAAGAUGGCACGAAACUGGAUUCUAGUUCUCUCUCUUCCUCUUCUGGUCGUCCUUCUGGGCUCUCUCCUUUCUCAUGCCGAGGGCGUUGACACGGCGAAAGCAACCACCCCUCCACGCCUGCCCAUCGCUGUGGAAGGCGUCAUCUACUGCAGGUCAUGCAAGCUCCCCGGCUACGUUGAGUCCAUGGAUGCCUCUCCUCUUCCUGGUGCUGUUGCAUGGUUACGUUGCAAUAGUAGCGCACCUGGUGUGACAGUGAAGGGAACAACAGAUAAAAAUGGCUAUUUCUUGAUCCAAACAAACGCGGUGACGAACUAUGGAGCGCACAAGUGCCGAGUAUUCCUCGGAUCGUCGCCGUUAUCAUACUGCAAUGUGCCGGUGUAUCCUGCAGACCAAAGGUCUGGGGCUCCCCUAAAGUUUGAGAGGAUCAUAAAGCUGGGUUCUGGCCAACGAGCACUCUACACUGCGGGGGCUUUCGCAUUUGCUCCUGCCAAAGGGAGCUCUUGUCCCCGUAGGCCUUGAGGGAUCUGCCAUCGGGCCUCGAGAUAGGAUGUUAUGCCGAUAAAAAACUAUAGAAGCAACGGUCUCUUGGAUUAAUAAGAGUUCGAUAUGUCAUCGAACCAGUCAAAUGUA
Messenger RNA from Phoenix dactylifera (date palm), 632 nucleotides. Its product is annotated as non-classical arabinogalactan protein 31-like. NCBI's taxonomy places the organism in Eukaryota, Viridiplantae, Streptophyta, Magnoliopsida, Arecales, Arecaceae. The record is from RefSeq and is a predicted model, not a curated record. Gene Ontology annotation, cellular component: cell periphery.